AUGUGGCCGAUGAUUGAGCCUCCGAAGGACAAAAUUUACGGGCCGCCAGAGCACCUUAUAAUGUGCACGCCCAAGACACAUGUGCUCGAGCCGGAUGACAUGAACCUCCCCCCGCUGAGAUUGGGCCCAAAGAUUCAGUUGCGGAUUCCGGCAGAGACAUGUGGCGACUCGAUUGUAGAGUCUCCGUCAAAACCGUCGAAAGUUGUGCGGCAAACUCUUUCAAUGCCAUUUCCUGAGCAGUUUGGCAUUAUAAGUCCACUGCUCUCUUCUGAUGAUGACACGCUAAGCGACAGCAGCAUGAUCUCACCGGUCAGCGAGACCAGCUCAGUGGCAUCAUGCUCGCCAGAAAUCUCGAAAAAACUACUGCCCAGAAACUUUUUGGAUAGAGAAGAUGAACCUGGGCUCCUACCAACGUCUGUAGCAGAAGAGGGCGAAGAGGACGAUGGGGACUUGUCUUUGAACCUGCUAUUCCGGAAUGAGUCUGCAGCGCAAGAUGCGGGCAAGGUCGAGGACAAGGUGACAGAUUCUGACCUGAGAGAGGAUGUAUGGCCCCUGCAGCCGACAGAAGCAGAACAGUCCCCUAACCCACUAUCGAGAAAGCGUUCUUUCACUGGCUUGUGCGGGGAAGACAGCUGGAAGAGGGUCUGCCAGCCUAAGCACUGCCAACUACAACCAACAAAGUCUUCAUUGAAGUUGCAGCCUCAUAGAUUGAAUUUUCUGAUGGAUAGUUCCAAUGGGAACGUCAAAGACGCCACAAUAUUUGCGACAGAGAUCAAUUCAUGCAACGCUUAUGGGGUUCCCUUCCCGGCGUCUGUUUUGGAGAGAGUAACGAUUCCUGUAAAUACUCACGUCAAAGAACAUUACAAAAAUGAGCGUGGAGAGUACCUAGGUGGUUACUAUGAUGAUGACGAAGACGAAAAAACCGAGGGUGACCAGAAAACAGCAGUCGCAAAUGAUAGUGCGGGUGAUUCUGCAAUUAUCAGGGCCUACGCAUUCGAACGUCUGGUAACGUUCAAAGAGGAGGCACCCACGGGCCUGGAUGCACAAUCUGGAAAGACUGCAGACCUGACUUUAGACAGCCCAUAUAGAAGCAGUGGUUGUGGAGCAGCCAAGACGAUUAGAUGGGCACCUAGUGUAACAUGGUGA
This is a messenger RNA of Eremothecium gossypii ATCC 10895, 1146 nucleotides long. It is a transcript of the gene SFG1, whose product is annotated as Sfg1p. Bases 1 to 1146 code for a protein of 381 amino acids. The record is from RefSeq and is marked provisional. The transcript has a single exon. NCBI's taxonomy places the organism in Eukaryota, Fungi, Ascomycota, Saccharomycetes, Saccharomycetales, Saccharomycetaceae.